This is a messenger RNA of Branchiostoma belcheri (Belcher's lancelet), 5109 nucleotides long. RefSeq lists its product as uncharacterized. NCBI's taxonomy places the organism in Eukaryota, Metazoa, Chordata, Leptocardii, Amphioxiformes, Branchiostomatidae. The record is from RefSeq and is a predicted model, not a curated record. Gene Ontology annotation, molecular function: protein binding. The transcript is spliced from 4 exons. Bases 134 to 4006 code for a protein of 1290 amino acids.
CCUGCAGUAUAAAGCUGGGCAGGUCCCGCCUGAGCUAGAAUAAAACAACUAACAUCUCCACAAAGUGAAGACAGAACCUUUGCCAACGAAACUUGGCUUCAUAUAGACUCUGAAGAAAAAGGCCGACUUCAACAUGGCUAGCUUGGCAGACAAGUUGCAGAACUUGCGAUUGCAGUCCUUGAAAAGUGGACAGGCCUUAAAAGAGGCCAUUCUUUCUGAAGAUCACUAUAUCGAGGCAUACGUCCUGAGAAGUCUUGGAGACCUCCAUCUUCAGAAAGGCAAGCUAAGUAGAGAGUCGUCAGAGUUCGACAAGGCUGCUGCCCUGUAUGCCGCUGCACUACAACUGUGCUGGACAGAUCCGCACAUGGGACAAACGGUUCAGCAUCGUAUCGGCUACUUAGAAAAACUCUCCAGAAAACUUCCGCAUAGGUAUGCCCCGCAGUAUCAGUGGUUGUCACCAGAUUACUGGGGUAUUGCUGACAGCAAUGUCUUGAGGGUGGCAGAAAUUUGUGAUAAGUUGGACAGAAGAGUCGGUACGCCCUGGCAUUCUGUUGAGGAGGCAUACGCAGAAACACUAGUACAAGCAAUGGCAAACGGUGACAUGUUCUUGGAGGUCGAGGUUCUAAAAUCUCUUGGUGAUCUCUACCUUCAAAAAGGCAGAGAAAACUCUCAGGCUGAUGUAUCCCAAGUUUCCAAGGCGUCUGUCAUGUACAGCAAAGCUCUAACAAGAUGCCAAGACUCUGGAUCGAAUUUAAAACAGACAUUGAGGCAUCGUAUCGGAUACACGGACAAUAUCAUUGAAGCAGUAAGAAGGCAAGCAUCACGAUCGAGAAGAAGAAGGUUGAGGAACACCAUCAGAAGUGACGUUAAUCAGAAACAUUAUCUCCAUCCAGAAUCAAGUAUUUCCUUACAAAGCCAACACAAGGACCAUCUCAAGGAGGGUGAAUCAUCUCUUGCCAAAGCAGACCUGGACUCAGCAGAGCAGCACUUUGCAGCUGCACUUAAGACGGUACAUGCGAGCGAUCCCACACCCCAGCAGUACCAGAGAGAGGUGGAGCCCCUGUGCAAGUUGGGGGAUAUCUACAGUAAGCGAGGUCAGCAGACAGGGGACGGGGGAGACUUUGUCAAAGCAGCAGCACUCUACAAUGCAGCAAUAGCAAGGUCAAAGGAUAAGAUUCUUAUUGGUAAUAUUGCAACAGCUAUUAGAUACGUAGGGAAGUCAUUUCUUAAAUGUAUCUUAGAUAUUCGUCGCAAUGUGCGGAAAGAUAACACAGAAAAACACAAGAAACAACUGAAGGAGAUGCGGGACCAGAUCAAGCUGGAGAUGGAAACCAUUGACCAGCAGCUGGAUCCCUAUGUACAUUAUGAGGAUGACCCAUGUGUCAGAGAGAUAGAGGCAAAACGAGCUCAGGCUGUCAGGCAGUUGUUUGAGAAAAUUGCACAACAGAGAAAGGAGUUCAUCACUCUGCUUGUAGAUGAGUGUAUUGGGUUAGUGGGUCCCCCUCCCUGUAAGUAUGCCCUGAUAGGUUUGGGUUCACAGGCCACAGGACUGGUAACUCCAUACUCAGACCUGGAGUUUGCCAUCUUGGUAGAGAAAGAAAGCGAACGAUGUCUUGUUUAUUUCCGUAACCUCACCCACUACCUACACCUCAAGGUGGUCAACCUGGGAGAAACCAUUCUCCCAGCACUGGGAAUAAAAUCCCUCAAUAAUUUCUACUCUGAGAACCCAACUGACAACUGGUACUAUGACUCUGUUACACCACGUGGAUUUUCUUUCGAUGGGUCCAUGCCAAAGGCAAGCAAGACUCCAUUGGGCAGGCAAGGAACUAUGAACGAACCACCUAGUGAACUCAUCUGCACCCCAAGCAAUCUGGUUUCAAAACUACAAAAUGAUGUCACGCUAUACCUAAAGGAAGGAUAUCAUCUUGCCACCAUCUUGAGAAACCCUUGCCUGAUACAAGGAGACCAGGAUUUGAUUGACACAUACAAGUCCUCUAUAAUGAAUCUACUAAAAGAGCAUGGAGGUAGAAUGGCCCAACAACUGACAAAUGAGACACUUACGGAAAAGACUCAAAGGCUCACAUUAAAAGGUGUACAAGCAACCACUGUGACAGCAACGCUGAUUGAUGUAAAGAAAGACCUCUAUCGCUUCCCAGCUGUAGCAGUGGACUGCUUGGCACUGUAUUCAGGCAUCAUACCUACCACAGUUUGGGAGACAAUUAAAGAAAUGGAAAAUCAACAAGUGAUCAGUCCUAACAAUGCACAUCACCUGACGGUGCUUACCGGCAUCUCAGCAGAACUCAGGCUCAGAACCUAUAUUGAAAAUUGCGGACAAAAUGAAAACCUGUCAGCUUUGGCCUCAAUGGAAAGAAUGUUACCUGUACAUGGUCAAGAACCAUCCUUACUGACCGAUGAUGAAGAAAAUACAAAUGCGCUGAAGCCUGUUUUCCACAUAAAAAAUCCAAAACAGCUUUUCAGAUACUAUUAUACAUCAAUCCCUCUUGAAAGAGCUUUGUGGAAAUUGUCAGAAAAGGGUCAACUGCUAUCUACUUCCUUUGAUUUUUAUGAUAAAUCUUCCGCAGUACAAGGAAGGAUGUACUCUGGGCUUUGCAAAUACAGACUGGCUAUCAACUACUAUAGUGAGGCCUUGAAGGAAGAUGGUAAUACCGCCGUUGAUAAGAUGGAUCUGUUUCUGGCUCUUGGAGAUGCUUGGAACAAUGUCGGUAAUUUCAAAACAGCAAUGUGUUACCUCGAGCAGGCACUGCAGAUUCACAGAAGUAUCUAUGGUUAUCAGAAUAAAGAAAACUCUGACAUCAUUAAUUAUCUGGGGAUGACCUGCCACUAUUUGGGCGAUUACAAUAAAGCAAUUAGCUACUAUAAACAGGCACUGCAGAUGAAGGAGAGUAUCUAUGGUCAAACGUCGGCACAUCCGGAACUUACCACGCCACGUCUCUCUAUAUAUAAUGCAGCACAUCCUUUCAGUAUACUCAACAACAUAGGUUUAUCCUGUGUUUUGUUGGGUGAUUUUAGACAAGCUAUUGGGUACUACCAACAAGUACUUCAAAGCUGCAAAAGAAUGUAUGGUGAAAACACCGCACAUCGUGAAACUGCCAUUGUACUUAAUAACUUGGGGCAGGCAUGGCAGGGCAUGGGGGAUUACAGAAAAGCAAUCAGCUACUAUGAACAGGCGCUGCAGAUGAAGAAGAGUAUCUAUGGUCGAAUGUCGGCUCAUCCGGACUUUCCUCUGGCACUAAACGCCCUGGGGACAGUCUGCCUCGAUCUUGGUGAAUACAGGAAGGCCAUAAGCUACAUUGAACAUGCCCUGCAAAUGUUCAGGAGUAUUAAUGGCCAGAGUACAGCACAUCCUCACACUGCCAUCACACUCAGCAACCUGGGGCGAGCCUGGGAAGGGUUGGGUGACCACUGGAAAGUUAUCAGUCACUAUGAAGAGGCAUUACAGAUGCUCAAAAGUAUACAUGGCCAGACUGCUCGUCAUAAAGACAUUGCGAUCAUACUGAACAACCUUGGGAAAGUGUGGCUAACUCUUGGUGAUUACAGAAAAGCAACAAGCUACUUAGAAUCGGCACUGCAAAUGCACAGGAGCAUACAUGGUCAGGGUGUUGCACAUCCUAAUGUUGCCGGGUCACUUAGCAACAUGGGGGAAGUCUGGAGAAAUCUUGGUGACUUCCAAAACGCACUAAGCUACCAUGAACAGGCACUGCAGAUGCGCAGGAGUAUCUUUGGACCGACAAAUAAACAUCCUGACAUUGCCGAGUCACUUAACAACGUGGGUUUAGUCUGGAUCCAUGUUGGUAACUGCAAGAGAGCAAUUAGUUACAUUGAAGAGGCACUGCGUAUGUACAGGAGUAUCUAUGGUCAGGGUGCUGCACAUCCUAGAAUUGGCAUGACACUCUCCAACCUGGCAGCCGCCUGGAUGAAUAUUGAUUCCAGGAAAGCAGACAGCUAUUUAAAACAAGCACUACAGCAUCUAUUGACCAACUCCUGAACAGUCUAUUCACUCCGAUCCACGACCAUGUUUACAUGGCUUGGAAGGCAAACAAACAAAACGGUGUCCGGGAAUUCGAAAACAUACUAAACAGCAUGUACAGUGGGAAUUAACAGGACUGAAGAAUAUUGUUAAAAUCCGCGGAACAGCAAAGCUGACCACACAUACGUAUCCUCCUCUGCCUCAAGCAUGAUGAUCUCUCUAUGUUUUUGUCACACGUUUUCACUGCGAAUACUCACAAGAAAAUUCUAGGAAAUUAACGGGCCCGUGAUAUCAUACAAAACUUGGCUUCCGAGUAGCAAAGUACGCGGUAUUUAAAGUAAUCUGCAAGCAAAUGUAUAACAAUUAUGCUUGUUUUGUGUCUUUCAAUUCUCUUCUGAUUUCCCCUUUGCAGAGGUGAAGUUCACUAAUUUGUUUUAUCGAUUUACCAUGUAUAGGAAGGGGUACAUUGUACUACAUGUAUGUAUAGCAGAUAUAUAUUUUUGUAAAAUAUAUGUAGUAUAAAUGUGUAAGAAAAGUAUGGAGUUGAAAUGUGACAAACCUAUUUUUGUUAAUCCACCGUUAGAGUUAUACAUAAAUGUAUGCAAGGUGUAUACUAUUUGUUGUUGAAAUGUACAUGUAACUUGAGUGGACGAUUAACUAAAUUUAAUUUAGUGUAUUGUGAGGAGUAUAUAGACAUUAUUUAGCAAAUAUAAUGGACUGCGUUAGGGAAACUGUUACUCCAAUCAUGUUUAUAAGCUAGAUGUUAGGGCUAAGAAGAACAACAGUAAAAUCAUGUAAAUGGUUAGGCCACACCUAUUUCAUUUGUCUUUGGAUUUAUUUAGGAAAUUAUAUAAUAAUGAAACGGUUUUUUGUAAAAAAAGGAAACUAUAGGAAUAAUGUGAUAGCCAACAUGCUAACAUAAGAGCCACAAAGUUAAGUAAACAUAGUUGAUAAUUUAUGCAGUAAAUCUUGAACUUUUAACUGAAUAAACGCAUUGGUGAAUAGGAAGGAAAAAAUAUAACGGCUACAGAGACGUGGGCAUUCUUUAACUGUUGGCACGAAAACAUCAGUAUUUUGGGAUUGAUUCUGAAUAUUUUUUUCAUAUUAGAAAAAAAAAUGAA